This is a messenger RNA of Hymenoscyphus albidus, 1592 nucleotides long. The record is from the annotation of a GenBank genome assembly. Lineage: Eukaryota; Fungi; Ascomycota; Leotiomycetes; Helotiales; Helotiaceae.
AUGCCUUGGAACGUUACCAGUUGUCUUCCCGCAAGACAAUCGAUACUUGGAACCAGAAACAGAAACACCACGAUUUUAGUUCUUUUACGCCAAUUGAGAGGAGUAACGAAGACUUCCUCGAACCAGGGCCGGGUGUAUUCUUCCUUGAGGGAUUGGAGGGGUUGUGAGAAAGGGAAGGGCUGGGAGGAAAAAGUACAAGGACGGAGAAGGGUCGGUUUGGGUGGUUUAUCUAUACUUACAGGUGGUAGAGAAACAUCGGGGAAAAUGGGGAAACUGGGUAGAGCGACGAUGACGGAUCUAAAGAAACAGUAUAUGUCUACCAAACCUCCCGACAAGAAAGGUAGGGCGGAACCGCGACCUAGUGCUAGGUAAUUUACCUCUCCCUUCCCUUCCCCUUCCCCUUCCCCUUCCCCUUUCCAUCCAACAUACAACACAACAUACAACACAACAUACAACACACAAACACCACUAACAAACCCAGCAUCCUCCUCCUCUCCCCAACCAACCAAAUCCUCCUCCUCCACCGCGUCCAAACCUCCUCCUCCUUCCCAUACGCACACGUCUUCCCCGGCGGAAACCUCUCCGCCGCGCAAGAUGGUCCUAUCCCGGACCCGUCAAGUGAUGAAAGACAUGUUGAUGGACCGGCAUAUCGGAUGGGUGCUAUGCGGGAGUGUUUUGAGGAGAGUGGGAUUUUGCUUGCCAGGAAUAAGGAAGGGGGGAUGUUGGAUGUUGGGGUGACGGAGAGGGAGGAGGCUAGGAGGGGGGUUCAUAUGGGGGAGUUGGGGUUUGCAGGGUGGGUUGAGGGACUGGGGGGUGUGGUGGAUUGUGGUAUGUUUUAUUUCUUCUCCUACUGGGUUUUGUGGGUGGAUUUAGUUGAUGCUGUUUCCUUAUACAUGUGGAGAAGGGGGAACGAGGAAGAGAAGAGGUAUAUUAUUUGGUAACUAACUACUGUGACUGACAAAAACAUAGACUCACUAAUCCCCUUCACGCGCUGGAUCACACCCCCAAAUCUCCCAAAAAGAUUCACAACCCAGAUGUACAUCUACUUCCUCCCCCUCUCAUCUCCAUCUCCAUCACCAACAACCACCUCUCCCAUUCCCUCCUCAGCAAUAAUCCCGGUCCCCACGCCCGACGGGGGACUGGAACACACAACCGCCGCCUUCGCCCCGGCAUCGCACUGGCUGAACCUCGCACGGAAGAACGAAAUCAUCCUCUUCCCACCACAAUACUACCUCAUGCACCUCCUCUCCUCAUUCUUAUCCCCUUCCCCUUCCUCUUCCCCUGACAACACACACCUCCAAGCUCAACGCGAUGCCAUCCUCACCUUCCUCAACACCGGCACCUCAAGCGGGAAGCACGUGAAAUGGGCGGAAAAAGUCAUCUCCCCCAAGGGCAUCAUGAUGACGAGUGAUGGGAAGAGUGUGCUGGGACUUGAGGGGUGUGGGCCGGAGUUGGAGGGCAAGGGACGCGUGGGGGAUGGGGAGAGAGUUGUGGUUUGUAGGUUUGAGAGGGGGGGACCGAGGGAUGUGGAGGUUAGGUGGAGGAGGGAGGUGUUUGAUGAGGAGAGGGGGAAGGGAGGGGGGAAGUUGUGA